Molecule: messenger RNA, 3258 nt
Organism: Symbiodinium sp. CCMP2592
Lineage: Eukaryota; Dinophyceae; Suessiales; Symbiodiniaceae
Source: the annotation of a GenBank genome assembly
AUGGCUGGAUGGGACUCAUGUGCAGCGGAUCUCUUGAGAGGGAGGCUGGAUGCAAAUCAGCAGCCCGGGGCAUCAGAAGCCGAGGCACCUGCUGAGGCCGGUGAAGUGGUUGAUGAAGCAGAUGCUCCGUGGAACUCGAGAAAGUCUCGUCGCAUUGGAAACAGGACAAACAGGUUUGGCAGCAAAGUCUUUAGGGCUGCUCUGCGUGAGGUGUCUCUGGAGAGCCCGGAGCAAGGCGAAAGGCGGGCAGUGCAGCAAGGCCGUGGCCAGCAACAUGCCAUUGUCAGAGCUCUGCAGCGUGGUGCUGCACAGGGAUGCUCUGCUGCUUCCGAUACCGCAAGCAGCACCAUUCAAGCCAUUAUGUCAGUAGGGACACAUCUUCGGCAAAAAGUCGCACUGCUUGCAGCUAAGCAUUUUGGCUGGCGCACGGAGAAGUCAGCUGCUGCACUGAGUGGAGUUGGGGAUGAGGCCUCAACACGAGGGAAGCUUGAUUUGCUUGAUGAAGAUAGCUGCAAACCCAUGUCUGCAGAGGUCGUCGAGACAGUCACAGAGAGGCUGCUGUUCAGUUAUGGAACUAGGCCUCAAACAGCAUUGGUUGCUGAAGCCGAGAAGCUGUCGAUCUCGAAAGAUUCUCUCCGGAACAAACUUCUGGAAGUGGCUUCGGCGGUCCAGCUCGCGUCCACUCAAGCAUGGAACAUGUGGUUGCACCGUAUGCAGCAGCUUGAACAGGAGAAAAUUGUGAAAUGCUUGCUUUCUUUGACAAGUCGCACUUACGACGAGACGCCGCUGAAAGUUAAUGUAUCUCAGGCUCAGGGCUCGGCUUCCUCAGGAGUGGGAUCCAUUGCCAAAAUCCUUCAAACACGAUUGAAGGUUGGCUGGCUUUACGAGGUGACAGACCCGGAUCACCAAGAAUUUGGGAAGAUGAUUUUUGUUCAUGGCUGGGUACCAACACAGCUGCAGAUUCUGGAAAGAACAACUGCCAAGGACAUCAGCAAAGCACAGCUGGACAUACUGGCAGAGGUUUCCGACGGUAGCAUUGUCAUGCCUUCUGGCUGUUUUCAGGUCAGUGUUGCUAGUGCAGACAGGUACUCGGCCAACGGAGCGGCAGAGAGAGCCAUCACAUCCAAACGGGUCGGGGAAACUCCGCUUCGUCUUCCGUGCCUUGUGCACAUGGCCAGUGGUUCUAGCACCUGGAUGCUCCAUGUUGUUGAAGAGCAUGUGUCCGCGAUGGUGGCUGCAGGACUUGUCAUCGGUCAGCUGAGUGGUUACAGGGCCCUGCGCAAGCUGCUUGGUGACGAGAUUUGCAGCAUGCUCGUACUCUGCGAUGGGGAUGCUCCCGGGGGCGAUGUGCAGUCAUACAGAGUGCAAGUGUAUGAUACAUAUUUGAGUCUCAAUCUUUCUGGCGAAGAUACGAUUUCCGCAUGGCGUCAGAAGCGUGCUGUGCAACGUGCCAUACUCGACCGCUUCAUAUGCGGCAACCUUCAGGACACCGAGAAUGUUUUCUUUUUUACGAAAGGUGUUCCGAUGGAUCGAGAAACAGCCAUGCACAUUGUCAGGCGGCACAUUGUGCCUGCCCUGCUUCCUGGCCCCAUCAGGGUCUUUCCUAGACACCGUUGGUUCGGCGGUGAGCUCUGUAUUGAUGGUUUGGGCUUGCUGGCUGCACACCAUGGCCUUCUGCAACGAGUUCUUCUCAAGCUGACAAAGGAUGUUGUGUCGGCACCACCCGUGUCAAGCUGGCAGACCUUGCUGCAAGCAUCUGGUUGGGAUGGUGCUGUCGAAAAUCUCGUCGCCGAGUACCCACAAGCUGACGAGGCUGAGAAUGCCGACGCAGAGGAGCCGGUUGUUGCAGUUGAGGCUGCUCCCCAAGUCUCGGCAGCAGACAUGGCUGCCGGUGCUUCCUUGGACUGGGCCACACUCAACCGUUCGUUCAAGAAGAAACUUCGGAGUUGGGCUGAAACGGCGGAUGUGCAUGUGCUGUCACUCAUGCGUUCUGCAAUGACGGUCAUUGUCACCCUUUUGCAGAGAUUCCUUGCGAGAGCCAAGAGCAAGUGGGACCUGCAGCAGCAGCGGAAAAUGGCGUCCACGGGAAGCCGCUCCUACCGCCUGACAGAGAUUUUCCUGGGACGAGAUAUCUUGGAAGCAUUGGUGUCUUUGCAAGUUCGCUUCCGUCAGGAGAUAGCAGCUUUGCCAGUGCAGAGUCGCAACAUGCAGAACCGUGUCUUGGCAUUCAAGCUUUUCGCCCGGGCUGCGGGAGCCAUACACUGGUUUCUGAGAAGGCAGCAUGACAAAUGCCCUUAUCUUGUCUUUGGCCUCUUGGAUCCUGUGUCGCGGUCUGACGUUGCUGGCAGAUUGGAGAAGCUGCCUCUCUGCAUGCGGGAUGCAUUCACCCAUGAAUUUCUUCAGCGUUAUCCGAAGAGUGCAAGAAUGACAUCGAAGAAAGCUUUGCAUCAGCUGCAUGGCAUCGCAUUGCUUGCCGAUGUGGACAUUUCCACGAUAGAGUGCAGGCAUGCAGCUGUCCGUCGAAUUCUGAUGGCUCGUUCGACGAGUAAGCAAGUGGGUGUUGAGGUGCUUUCAGCUGACUAUCUGUGUCGGCAGAUGGAUGCCAAAAUGACAGAAAUGGCUGAGACUUUGGGGAUCUUGCAGCAUCAGCGAGAGAUGCACGGGAUCCUUUCAAUCAGACAGAAAAGGAAGAAGAGAAAGCAGCUUGAACAAAAGAAAAAGAAGAAGCCAAAGAGAACAGGUGGUGGUGGCCGUCAAAGAGCCUUUUUCCGUGCCCGGCUUCGAGGACGAAAAUUCAGUGGGUAUGCGGAACAACGAACUGUCAUGAGGCAGCUGCACCAGGAACUUAGACACCUUUCGAGAGCAGAAAAUCAGGAGUUUGCACGCUUGGGCUGGUUCGGUACCCUGAGCCACCGAGCUGGCAAUCCAUCUUUUGGGUUGCAUGGGCCGGCCGAAGCAGUCGACCCUCCUGGCAUGGCACUCGCUGCUCUUCCUGCUGCUCAGGAUCUGGCUGUUUCUGCAGUCUGUGCAGUUGUUCAAGAAACCAAGAGUGCUCAAAAGGAGAUGGUGCUUCGUGAGGCUUCUUCGGAGCUGCAGCUUCAAGCAGCCUUGUCCAUGCACGUGGCAGAGGACGAGAGUCUCCAGAGGCUUGCUGCUAUCAUGCCGAAGUUCUGGCCGGAAGAGCGUUAUGCAUUUGCUGCUGAUGUCUUUCCGUCUGUGUCCUGGAACGGAGCUGCUGCAGAAGUUGCCCAGGCCUGA